AUGUCUAAGUCUGCAUUGUUUUUAGCGUUGUUUGGUAUUCUUCGGGAUGCAAUAAAGUAUCAAUCAUUGAAAAGUGUGAAAUAUUUAGUUGAUAAUGGCGCUGAUAUACAUUGUGAAGAUGAGUCAGGCAAAACUGCUUUACAUUAUGCUGUUCAUGCUGGUGGAACAGCCAUUGUCAAAUAUUUCGUUGAGCAAUGUGGGGCUGAUGUAAAUCGAAAGGAUACUAACGGCCUGACAGUGCUGCAAGAUGCUGUUACUGAGUGUACACUUGAUAUAGUAGAAUAUCUUGUUGAAAAAGGCGCUGAUGUAAAUGGCAAGAAAAAUGACGGCUGGACAGUGCUGCACUAUGCUGUUAGACGUGGUAGGUUAGAAGUGGUAAAAUUUCUCGUUAAAAAAGGUGCUGAGGUAAAUGGCAAGGGUACUAAUAAAGUGGGGACGGCGCUGCACAUUGCUGUUACGAAAGAUACACCAGAAAUUGCAGAAUAUCUCAUUGAAAAACGCGCUGAUGUAAAUGAUAGCGAUAGUGACGGAUGGACGGUGCUGCAUAGUGCUUGUACAGAAGGUACGCUAGAAAUGGUCAAAUACCUCGUCGCAGAAGGCGCUCGUGUAAAUGCAAUGAUGUCUAAUGGCAAAACAGGACUGCAUUAUGCCGUUUCGAGAGGUAAGCUAGAAAUAGUAAAAUGUCUUGUUUAUAAUGGCGCUGAUUUAAAUAGCAAGGCGACUUACGAGACGAGAGUGCGGGGGACAGUUCUGCAUCAUGCAAUUGUUAACGGUGGAAUUAACGGAAAUGAUAAGCUAAAAAUAGUAAAAUAUCUUGUUGAGCAUGGCGCUGAUGUAAAUGCAAAUGAUUCUCUUGGAUGGACAGUCCUGCACGCUGCUGUCGAUGUGGGUGAAUUAGACAUUGUCAAGUAUUUAGUUGAACAGGGUGCCGACAUAACUCUGCAAAGUAAACGCAGCGUUCAUACUCUUGGCAUUGACAUCCUCGAGAUGGCUGUUGUAACAAAUUCAAUUGCUUUGGUCAAUCUUCUGUUGGAAAAGAGCAUCGCUGUGUGGAGAGCUGGAACAUUUCUUGUUGAAGGAAGACAAAUGAGUCUUCUUGAAUGGAGUAUUCAAUUUGGUCAUGAAAUUGCAACUAACCGCUGCAAAGGGUCCGUGAAACAUCGUGAGAAAAUUCAGGAGUUAAAAGCAAUGAAUCGCAACGAGUUAAAAGAGACUGAAACACUGAUGCAAGCUUUUGUCGCAAAGAGUCAAUUCAAAAUUGGCGAAGGUGCUCGUUCAAGUGUCUAUGUUGGUGUCAUGAAGGAUAAAAGUGAUGUUGCUGUUAAGAGAAUUUUGGUACAAAGUGAAGAUACAGCAGUUGAAAACGAAAAGAAAAUCAUGAGUCUUAUUAAAACAGACAACUCUCCAUUUAUUGUGAGCUAUCGACAUUUUCACCGCGACGAUACCUUCAUGUAUCUUAUUGUUGAUCUUUGCGAAGAAACCUUGAGCGAACUUGUUCAAGCAUGCAGUAUUGAAUAUUUAAAACAGCGUGGCCCACAAAUGAUUAGGGAAAUUCUAUCCAGACUAGAAUUUCUCCAUGGUAAAGGAAUAUUGCACAGAGAUCUAAAACCAGCAAACGUCCUGGUUGAUAUCGAAGGUCGCAUGAAAUUGGCAGACUUUGGAAUAAGCCGAGUUCUUAAUGACGGUGAAACGACAGUUGAAACAUUUGCUAAAGGUACUCGUGGAUGGAUGCCACCGGAAGUAAUUGAAGCAAUAGACAAAGACGAAAAGGGUCGUUUCAAAAAGAAAUCAGAUGUCCAUGUCGCGGGUAUGAUUGCUUUCUUCAUCUUAACUAAAGGUGAACACCCUUUUGGAUCUAAUCUGGAUCGAAUGAGAAAUAUUUUGGAAGAUAAUCCUGUUUAUUUGGAGAAACUUAGCGACGAUAGAGCUCGAACGUUCGUGUCGUGGCUGAUUAAUCACAAGAUUGAGGAUAGACCUUACGCUCACGAAGCACUGGGAGAUUCAUUCGUUAUGAAUGGAGACUUGGACAACCUUGUGCAAAGAAAAAUUACGGGCCGAUAAUCCGGUGUGUAUGCACCUUUUUGAACGGACGGUUCAUAACCGUCAAGACAGAUAUUUAUAUACGAUUUAAGUUUGUCUUAGGUAGUACACAAAACAUUUCUCGCCAACAUUUUUCCAGUGAGUAAUUUAUAAGGUCUUAAUUUAUAGCUGUUUGCAAUCGGUUUUCAGCGUAAACUCGUUGAUUAGCUGAUUAAUCAUCUUAUCCUCGUGCCCAGGUCACUCCGCGUGCUGCUGUGUGGUAGUAUGCGAGCGUGAAGACCUGGGUACGAGGAUGAACCAGUGAACUCAAAUAAGACUGGAACGCUCACUCGGUCGGAAGUUUGAAGCCAAGAUGGCGGACACUGAAGCCUUUCUUGUAGGUAUGAUCCAGGCCUCCACGCGGAAAUUUCAAGCGUUCCAGUCUUAUUUGAGUUCAGUGGGAUGAACGACCUACGAUACAACUCUGCGUUGUUACUUGACCCGAAAUAUCGCAGUUCCUAGUUCGAGAUUGCCGGCGAUGUCCUUUGUCGGUGUUUAGGGAAGAUGUAUGGAAAAUUUUGCAAAUAGUGUGUUAACCAUCGUGCUUUGCGGGCUAAAUUCAACAUUUUGCGUGCGUAUACGUAGGUACAAAAAACAGAAAACAGCCCUAAUUAAGGCUUUCUUCAGACUGAUCGCCAAAACUGGCUCAUAAAACAUGCUGAGCGCAGUGCCCUUCAUUGGAAGCAUCGUGUUCAACUUAGGCGCCAGUGCCGGGCACUCAUUCUGGUCCUGAACUCAGUUUGUACGUAAAACCUGACCUAAUUUUUUAUCAUUUGUAUAUAUAGCAGUAUAGAAACUAUAGAUGUAUAAAAUCAUAUCGGACGGACUGAAGUAUCCUAGAGUAGUUUAAUAUCUCGACCACACUGCAAACGACAGAUUGGGUCGAACGUGUGAAAAUUUGCAAGUAUAAAACAGACAUUGUAGUUUUUGUU
Molecule: messenger RNA, 3011 nt
Organism: Dendronephthya gigantea
Lineage: Eukaryota; Metazoa; Cnidaria; Anthozoa; Malacalcyonacea; Nephtheidae
Product: serine/threonine-protein phosphatase 6 regulatory ankyrin repeat subunit C-like
Exons: 3
Coding region: 1-2061 (686 amino acids)
Biological process (GO): protein phosphorylation
Molecular function (GO): protein binding; ATP binding; protein kinase activity
Source: RefSeq, a predicted model, not a curated record